AUGUAUGCCAUGCCUCUCUCUCUCUCUCUCUCUCUCUCUUCCAGUGUCUUUAUGCUUGGUUGUAUAUUUGCUAAUGUAGCUGCAGACCCGUCACCAAGCUCUCCAAGCCCACCAAAACAAGUGCAGAGAUCCAAACCAGCUCCUGCUCCUGACCAGCGUAAUAGGAAUACCCCUGAUGAUGGAGGGAAGGCAGUCUCAAAAAUCCCGGACCCAGGUAUGGCCGUCAAACCUGUUGUUUUGGUUCCAGCGUUCCCCGACCCCUCGCAAUUGAGCGAGUACCAACAUAUUCCAGAUACCUAUGCAAAACCGCGGUUGUUGUCCCCAGCUACACAACACGCCGAAUCAGUAAAGAUUCGAGAUCAAAGGGAAAUAAUCAACACAGCUGUAGCAAACCUCCAGUCUCUUCUCCAGGAUGUAUUUGAAAGUGAGGACGAGAUGCAGCUCGAGAGCUCCCAGGAUCCAGGCCAAAAUAUCAACAAAUACUUUUACACCAUGGAUACCACGGAAGAUAGCAGGCCGUGUCUGACCUCCGAGACCCAUAAGCAACUGCAAAAGGCUUUUAGAAGUGUUUCCGGAUAUGGUAAACUUGGAGAUAUUCCUAACGAGUUCAUUACGCGUAUACAGAAGCUUUGUGAAGCUCCCAUAAUGGCGGCCCAGUCGGUUGACAUCACAGUUGAAAGUGACAUGUCUGAAACCAGCAUGGAAAACUGGACAAAACAGCUUGGAGAGCUGGAGAAUGCAUUGCUCGCUAUGGGCACGCUGCUACACACCAUGGAUGGCCGUACUGAUGCAAAGGAACUUUGCUCUGAAGACAUGAUACAACUCAUUCCGACGGCUUUAAAUCAUGUUUUUGAGCGUUGUGUCAUACCAGCGGUCGAAUGCAGGCCAAGUGGUAAGGAUACAGCUCUCUUCAGCAUAUUUACAAGCCAAAAACAGGCGAUAGCAAGCGUAACCCUGCAAUCGAGGAAAAUCCUGUCUCAGCUAGGCGUUUUUCUCUCUGCAGUUGACCUUGUCGAGGGUGCAAUCACGGCAAUGGAGUUUAUGGCUACCAAGUUGAUAUUCGUCGAAAAUGCUCACCAUGAAAAAGAUUCUACUAUUGGAGUCCAGAGAUUCGAGGCGGUUCGGCGCUGCGCUAUGGACAUGCUUGCGAAGAUAUUUGCCAAAUAUGCCGAGCAACGAUCUUUUAUCCUGGAUGAGAUUCUUGUGUCUCUCGAAAAGCUUCCAUCUACCAGGCAAAGUGCUAGGCAAUUUAAGUUAACGGACGGAAAAAGUAUUCAAUUGCUUUCUGCGCUGGUUGUACAGCUUGUCCAAACCACUGCAGUCAGAAGCUCUUCACAACAUGCAGCAAAACCUAAAUUGCGGUCAUCUGGUCAAAAUGAGGAGGGUGAAGACGAUGAUGAGUCGGGGUCCGAGGAUGAAGAUGACACUUCUCCAUUUGUUAACCUUUCCAGACAGGUUGACCAGGCUUAUGAUAAUGCCGUGCGUAGCGCGCAAUAUAUCACUAGGUUCAUUGUCCAACGAGCUAUGACCUCAACGAAGACCGGCGAUCAGCCUUACAGAAAUAUCCUGGACUUAUUCACGGAAGAUCUAAUAAGCAUUCUUGGCUCUUCAGAAUGGCCUGGUGUCGAACUACUUCUACGGGUGUUUGCUUCUCAGAUGGUUGGGAUAGCAGAGCAUGAUAAAAGCACAGCAAAUGCAAAAAAUAUGGCCUUGGAACUUCUAGGCUGGAUGGGAUCAGCAAUUUCGGAUUUGACCUCCACGGCACAACAUUUAAACAACUCAACGGAUGAUGGUGACUCGGAAUUAACGGAAUACAUAAGGCAACUGUUCGAUAACCAUGUGAACAGGUCAUUACAUGUUCAAGAUCUUGUUGUCCACGAUGGCCCUUACCGUAUCUCCCUGGAAUACCUUAAUACUAAAGAUGUGGCAGGCUCACACCUCCCAAGUGCUCGGGAUUAUCUCCUCACAUCCUGGACUAAAACAGCAUGCACUGUUUAUUGUGAUGCCUCCCAGAAUGAGGCCAUAUCUCGCGGCUCUUCUGCCCGGAAGCUAGCAAGCUCUUUGACAAGCUUAAUAUCUGAGCCUCAAUGGCUUGAACAACAUCGUGAAUACGAGACUAUUUCUACCCAACAAGCUCGAUUUGCAUAUCUUAUUGUUAUUUUGAGCAGCGGAUUCUGUAAGGCCUUUGAUACUAUCGUUAAGGUCUUGCUCAGCUCCAUCUCCAGUGACCAGGCAAAAGUGCGGAGUCGAAGCUUAAAGAGCGUCAUUCAUAUGCUUGAACGGGACCCAAGCCUACUAGAUCGUGACGACUCCAUUAUGGACUUGAUUCUUAGAUGUGCAGCUGACUCAUCCCCAAUGGUCCGUGACUCUGCCCUUACUUUGACAGCCCGAUGCAUUUCCCUCAAGCCAGCACUGGAGAAUGAGUGUUGCCGUGCAAUAUUAGCAUGCGCUUCUGACCCAACUGUUGGUGUUCGAAAGCGAUGCAUAGGUCUGAUGAGAGAUGUAUACACCGUAACAUCCAACAAGGAUUUGAGGAUUUCUAUCAUAGAACAGAUACUAAGGAGAGUCCAAGAUCAUGAAACAAACGUUGCAACCUUAGCACGGCAAGGCCUGGAGGAACUCUGGCUGUCACCACUCCAUUCCACGGAUAAUUUUGACACACCGCAGGCCAAAGUAUCUCUUGGAGAGUUGGUUGAGCUUUUCAUAGGGGCAGUCCAAAGAGGUGAUGAAGUGGUAUCUAACCUUGAAUCUUUCUUCAAAGCAGCCCUUCACCCGGAAUCCAGAGCAGUGGUGCAGAAUUUCAAAAUAUGCAAGGCGGCGGUUGCUACUCUCUUUGAAAAUGUGGUCCACGGAUCCAAUACUGACCAGAGAUCACUGCAAUCUCAUCUUCGAACACUAACGGUUUUUGCAAAGUCGAAUCCCAAACUGCUCACUCCAGACCAACUGGAGACUCUUCACCCUUACAUUGGACAUCUUUCGAGUACAGACGAUCUCCUACUUUUCCGUUCCGUGGUGGUCAUAUACCGUUGUGUUCUGCCAAAUCUCUCUUCCGCUCACAAUAACCUCCUCAAAGAGAUUCAAAAUGACUUGUUCAAGAGCGUCUCAAAACUUGCUAGGACUGAACUCAAUGAAGUCAUGGCUUGUUUGUGGACUAUUAAUGGGGUUCUGCAAAAUACGGAGCGACUGGUCAAGCUUACAAUAUCCGUCUUGAAAGGAAUUUACCAGGCAUCAAACACCAAACUUGACGCUUCUACCAGCGGCGAUGCCUUGGGUAGAGUCCGGAGUUAUAUAAGAAUUGCUGGCUGUGUGGGGAAACAUUGCAACCUGGAGAAAUUUAGCUCAUUCUUUGCCCAGGCGUUUCCAAAAUCCAACACUGAAUCUGUUUCUGGUCUCAUGGUGGAGUUUAUAGCUCCAUUUGCAUCUUCUAUAUACCCUCAUGAGCUCAGAGUUAUGUCAUUAGAAAGUUUAGGGUCGAUAUGUGAAACUUGGCCCGAGCAAUAUGGCAAAGAGAAAGCUAGGCUAGCAUUCUCCUCUGUUUUCAAAGAAGACAGUGGCGAUCUCCAGGAUAUCGUCCUGAAAUCUUUCCUCACAUUCUUUUCUAUUCAUGAAGGUAAAUCAGAAAAGUUUGUGAAUACGGCUGAAACGAACGGUGAUAGUGCCGAUACCAGCAGACUUGGAGGGUCAUUAAAGGCCAGUGCAAACGAUGGUGCAGCGGCCUUGAUAGCGCAAAAUUUCCUUCCCCAGAUGCUUCAUGCUGCCAUGUCGAAGCAGGAUACUUUUGCACUGACUGCCAUCGAACUGAUCGCAAGCAUCAACCGUCAAGGCCUAAUCCAUCCAAAGGAAUGCGCAGGGGUACUAGUGUCCUUGGAAACUUCCCCUAAUUCAACAAUUGCUACUACGGCAUAUGACAUUCACAAAAUGCUCCACCAACAACACGAAUCUAUGUUUGACCGUGAGUACAUGAGAGCGAUUCAGGAGGCAUUCUACUACCAACGCGAUGUUAUUGGUGAUUCAACCGGUGCCUCGGUUCGUCCGUUCACUCCAAAACUUGCUUUACUGUUUGAUAUUGUCAAACUUAGCAACAGCAAGUAUCAAAAGAAGUUCCUCACGAAUUUUUGCUCCAAAGCCAACUUUGAACUGAAGAAGCUAGACACUUCAGGGAAUCCGCCUGAAUACCUGGAGCUUACACGGUUCGUGUGCCAAAACGUUGCAUUCUUUGAUUAUGCCCAAGUCGCAGAACUUCUGGCCGCCAUUUCUUGCAUGGAGCGUAUUGUGGGGACCACUGGGACCGCAGUCGCACAUUCUAUAGACACGGAAAUCCUAUCCGUGAAAGUACCAGAGGCUAUCGAACAACUUGGACCACAGGAAGGAGAGCCCAAUGUCAUUCCUGCUCCAAUUGAUCCUACUGUAUUAAAACGACUUGCAACGGCCGGCGCCGGCCUUUCAAUGCUGUGGGAGACAAGGUCUUACCUCCGCCGUCUUUAUAACUUGAACUUCCACUCUUUGCAAAAGGAAGGCAAAGUUGCCGCCAAAGAGCUGAACAAACCGGCCUCUAAAGUGCCAGGCAUCAACGGCGAUCGGUUCUGGGAUACUAUAGCACGAAUUAUGAAAUCCUUGGACACCACUGACUCCAUGACUAACAUGUGCCGCGAGUUUUCUACUUUGAUGUCAGUGGACGAUGAACUCAAGAUCGCCGGUGAUGAAGAUCGGGGCAGUCCCGACCCGUUUGCUGAAGUGAAUGACGUGAGCAGUGUGAUUGGGACUGCGGGAAGGCCUGUGAAACGAAAGAGCUCCGUCUCUAGUUCCACGACACCAAAGAAGAGACAAAGAGGAAGACCCAAGCUAGGAAGUAAACGCCCUAGUGAAGACUCGGACGAAGACAGUGACAUGGAUUAA
Molecule: messenger RNA, 4896 nt
Organism: Trichophyton verrucosum HKI 0517
Lineage: Eukaryota; Fungi; Ascomycota; Eurotiomycetes; Onygenales; Arthrodermataceae
Exons: 2
Coding region: 1-4896 (1631 amino acids)
Biological process (GO): establishment of mitotic sister chromatid cohesion; establishment of protein localization to chromatin; regulation of gene expression
Cellular component (GO): Scc2-Scc4 cohesin loading complex
Molecular function (GO): chromatin binding
Source: RefSeq, a predicted model, not a curated record